This is a messenger RNA of Cadophora gregata, 1989 nucleotides long. RefSeq lists its product as uncharacterized. Gene Ontology annotation, biological process: proteolysis. The record is from RefSeq and is a predicted model, not a curated record. The coding region runs from base 1 to 1989 and encodes 662 amino acids. Lineage: Eukaryota; Fungi; Ascomycota; Leotiomycetes; Helotiales; Ploettnerulaceae. The transcript is spliced from 12 exons. Gene Ontology annotation, molecular function: serine-type endopeptidase activity; tripeptidyl-peptidase activity.
AUGCUUCUAUUAUCUCUCGGACUUGCCUUGUGCAUCGCCCCCUUUGUCCAGGCUGCAGCUGUGCCGAAAUCUCAUGUACUUCAUGAGAGACGAGACACGACUUCAGCCAAGCAAUGGGUGAAACGCGAGCAGCUUUCUCCCACAGCUAUUCUACCCAUGCGAAUUGGUCUGAAGCAACAGAAUCUGGAGUACGGUCAUGACUAUCUCAUGGACAUAUCUCAUCCAGACUCGCCCAAUUACGGUAGACACUGGACAAGUGAAGAAGUCAUUCGGAAAUUCGCUCCCACCCAAGGGACCGUUGAUGCGGUUACCGCAUGGUUGACUACCUCUGGCAUUAACGCUCAGCGAAUCACGCACUCAGAAAACAGAGGAUGGCUGGCUUUUGAUGCAACUACUGAAGAGGCCGAGGGCUUGCUGCACACCAAAUACCACCUUUACGAGCAUGUUGAGGGUCAUCUUAGUCCAGCAUGCGAAAGUUACCACCUCCCAGAGGAAAUCCAAACCCACAUCGACUACAUAACUCCCGGAAUCAAGCUAUUUGCUCCCAGAAAACGCGCUCUCUCCUCUCGCACCUUCAGCGGCAUCUCCAGCCCCAGCAAAAAAGUCGAUCCCUACGAAGGGUUCCCACCAAUGGCAGCAGGCGAGCUGUCGAUGUGCCACCGCUGGAUCACCCCAGCCUGCAUCAGAGCACUUUACGGCGUUCCUCAGAAACCAGAAUAUCCUGGGGGUAAACCGAGGGCGGAUAACGCACUUGGCAUUUUCGAGACCGGCGAUACUUAUGCCCAGCAGGAUCUUGAUCAUUUCUUUGCUAAUUUUACGAAGUAUAUUCCGAAAGGAACGCAUCCCAAUCUCGCUGCAAUUGACGGGGCAGAGGCGCCGGAACCCGAUGCGUGGUUUGGGGGUGGAGAGUCGGCGCUGGAUUUUGAGCUGGCUUAUCCAUUGAUUUGGCCGCAAAAUAUUACGCUGUAUCAGACUGAUGAUUGGUAUUGGACAGGAUGGGCGAGUGUUGGUGGUGGAUUCAAUACAUUCCUCGAUGCAUUGGAUGGGUCUUAUUGUACAUACUCAGCGUUUGGAGAGACAGGAAAUGAUCCGGGUCUGGAUCCAGUCUAUCCCAAUCCAUGGACAACCGAUGGCUAUCAAGGCCAGCUGAUGUGUGGCGUUUACAAACCCGCGAAUGUGAUCUCCGUUUCGUAUGGUGGUCAAGAAUCAGAAUUGCCGGAAUACUAUCAGAAGAGGCAAUGCGAUGAAUACAUGAAGCUUGGCCUUCAAGGCGUGUCUCUAAUUUGGGCCUCUGGAGAUUCUGGAGUCGCCGGUCCCAUAUUCAGACCUGGUUCAAACGGAUGCAUCGGAAGCAAAGCUACAGUUUUCAGCCCAACAUGGCCAAACAACUGUCCCUACAUCACCAACGUUGGCGCCACAAAAGUGUAUGCCAACCGCACCGUAUACGAGCCGGAAAGCGCCUGCAAUGAUCCCCUCGGCCAGCCUUACCGUGUAGCAUACUCCUCUGGAGGAGGAUUUAGCAAUUUCUACCCUGCACCCAGCUACCAGCAGUCAGCACUGGAAACGUACUUUGUGAAGCAUGCGCCAAAGUACAAGUCGUAUAACGGAAACGAUAACUUUGAUAAGGAGGGUGGAGUAUAUAACCGUCUUGGGAGAGGUAUCCCAGAUGUCUCUGCCAACGGUGACAACAUCCCCGUCUUCUUCGGCAACGACUUCUCCCAGUCGGGUGGAACCAGCGCCUCAGCACCCAUCUUUGCCUCCCUCAUUAACCGCAUCAACGAGCAGCGUCUCAAUGCUGGGAAGUCAACUCUGGGAUUCCUUAAUCCGGCACUAUACAGUAAUCCGAGCAUGCUCAAUGAUAUUAAGAAUGGGACGAAUCCUGGGUGUGGGACGCAGGGCUUUGAAGCUGUGGAGGGUUGGGACCCGGUUACGGGGUUAGGAACACCGAAUUAUCCCAAGAUGUUAGCGUAUUUUAUGAGCCUGCCGUAA